UGUGAUACGUCAUUUUUAGUUCAAAUGUCGUGUUUUUAUCAUGUUGCCUUUCAACUGUUAAAGCCAAAUUUCCAAAAUUGCCGUUUCUGAAACCAUACGUAUGACACAAGUGCACGUAUACUUGCUAUGACAAAUUUCUCUUUAUAGCGUUACUAAUUCUUCGAGUACUGUUGUAAUGAAAUUGGAAGUGUAUUGGAAUGGAGAAGAGAUUAUAAGUUUGAUGUUAAUUAGAUUGUGUCGUGAUUCACAGACUUUCACCUGAAUGGGAGGAAAAAUGUCCAAGAAAGAGAAAAGUUCGUUAUUGACAGCCAUUGUUAUUGGAGCAGGAAUUCGAGGUUCCAUUUAUGCUCAGUAUGCACACAUAUAUCCAGACCGACUCAAGAUUAUUGGAGUGGCUGACCCGAGAGAAUUUUACCGCAGGAAGCUUCAGGAACGCUUCAAUAUCCAGGAUGAAAACUGUUUUUCAGAUUGGAGUGAGGCGAGUCAGAGAGACAAAAUGUCCGACUGUGUCAUCAUUACUACCCCAGAUCGUCUACAUAAGGACCCUGCCAUUGCUUUUGCAAAAAAAGGUUACAACAUACUUCUGGAGAAACCGAUGGCUGUUAAUGAAAAGGACUGUAGAGAAAUUGUUACGACAUGUAAAGAGAAUGACGUUGCCUUGGCGAUAUGUCAUGUGCUGAGGUAUGCACCAUGGGCAAUUAAACUUCGGGAACUCAUCGACAGUGGUGUCAUUGGGGAAGUGGUCAACAUCAACCAUACAGAGCCUGUUGGUUUCUGGCACUUUGCACAUUCCUAUGUUCGUGGUAACUGGCAUAAUGAAGCUAAUAGUUCCAGUUCAUUGUUAGCCAAAUGUUGCCAUGACGUUGACCUUAUAAACUACUGGAUGGCAGGACGACGCUGCACCAGUGUAUCUUCAUUUGGACAUUUAAGUCACUUCAAUAAGAAGAGCAAGGUAGGGUUCUGGCACUUUGCCCAUUCCUUUGUGCGAGGGAACUGGAAGAGAGAAGACGAGAGUUCGUCUGCACUCUUACAAAAAUGUUGUCAUGACUUGGAUCUUAUUAAUUAUUGGAUGCUGGGAAAGAAAUGUUGCAGUGUGUCCUCUUUUGGGUGUCUCAGUCACUUCAAUGUUGCAGAUAAGCCUCCAGGAGCAGCUAGUCGCUGUACAGAAUGUCCAUCUCACAUAGAGUCCAAGUGUCCCUAUUCAGCUAAAAAGAUUUAUCUAGACCAGAUUAAACAGGGAGACGUAGAUUUCCCUGUUUGUGUGAUUGCAGAGAAGCCGACCCUAGAGAGUGUUACAACAGCGCUCAAAACUGGUCCUUACGGUGUGUGUGUGUAUGACAAUGACAACGACGUAAUGUCCAAUCAGGUGGUCAACAUGCAAUUUGAGGGCGGAGCUACGGCCACUCUAACCAUGAUGGCUUUCACCAAAUCUGUCUGUACACGAGAGGUCAAGGUCUAUGGAACAAAGGGGCAACUGUCUUGUAUAGCGACCAGCUGUCCAGUGAUCCAGUAUUUUGACUUCUUGACUGGACAAACUCAUGAAUAUCCAGCUGAAUCCACAAGGAUGAGUGGAAUAUCGGGACAUGGGGGCGCUGACUUCCACUGUAUACAUUCCUUUGUCAGCAGUGUUGCCAAUGAAACCUUGGCAGAUAUUGUCACUGGUCCCGAGGAGAGCUUGGCCGGUCAUUUACUAGUGUUUGCGGCUGAAAAGGCGAGGAAGGAGAAUCGAGUUGUCACGCUACAACCUGACGGCUCAUAUAACUGACAGGAUGUGAACGGCUUAUGGUUUAUUACCAAGCAAACGUAUACAAUAAUAUAUAAGUGUAUUGAUAUAAUCCGGGUGAAUAAAACAAAAUUUACAAUCAAUACAAAAAAAUCUGUGAUAUGACAUAAAUUACGUUUCAUUCAGAAACGUAUGACUAUUUCUGGUUAAAUUAUCUAUAUUGAUGAUUCAGAGUCACUUAGACAAAUAAGAAAAUAUUUAUAUCAAUUGUACUUGUAAUCUAUUUUAGUAUAUUACAUAAAUAUAAAUGUUCUUAUAAUAGCUACAUCUAUGUUAUUAUGACUUCCGAGGAAAUACAAAACCACUUGUUAAGAUUACAUACAUUCAGUUUGUAUGGAUGUGAUUUAUUCAGAUGAUGUCCUAUAAUGUGCCAAAUGUGUUUUGUAUUAAUAAGUUAUCCUGAGUAUCCAACUAAGUAUCCGGUCAAUUCUAUUAUACUAAUUCACAUUACUGUUGUAAUGGUAGAUUUAUUCAUGGUAUGCUUUCCUUUUAUUAAAAAGACUAUAACUUCAAUAAUUAUCAUGUAUUCAGCAUACCUGGCUGGUUAGGGGAACUCUGUCCAUUAGACCUCAGACACUGUAUAGUUGGUAUAUAAUACAGUACUACUAUUCAUCAUUAUGUCAUAGAAAUGGUUUGCAUUGUAUUAUAAAUUAAACGAGAUGAAACCAU
Messenger RNA from Pecten maximus, 2452 nucleotides. RefSeq lists its product as uncharacterized. The transcript has 14 exons. Bases 263 to 1765 code for a protein of 500 amino acids. Gene Ontology annotation, molecular function: nucleotide binding. The record is from RefSeq and is a predicted model, not a curated record. Lineage: Eukaryota; Metazoa; Mollusca; Bivalvia; Pectinida; Pectinidae.